Molecule: messenger RNA, 2299 nt
Organism: Onychomys torridus (southern grasshopper mouse)
Lineage: Eukaryota; Metazoa; Chordata; Mammalia; Rodentia; Cricetidae
Gene: C4H20orf204
Product: chromosome 4 C20orf204 homolog
Exons: 4
Coding region: 1557-2117 (186 amino acids)
Source: RefSeq, a predicted model, not a curated record
UUGUCUUCGGCUCCUAUUCCCUUGAGUAGUGGUCAAGGCCAGUCUGGUUUGGAUGUAGCCUCCUGCAAGUGCUUGUAUGCCCCAGAAGCAUAGUUGGGGUAUCUAGGGCUUUUGAAGAUUUUGUGAAGGUCUUGGGAAUACAGGCUAUAUAUAGAAUGGGGGCUCUGUCAUAGGUCUAUAAUACAAGAUACAAGAGGCUGAAGGUCACAUGGAAACCAAGCUGUAAAAGAUUGAAAGGCUUAUGGAAGACCCCAUUGUUCUGUAGGCAUCUGAGGUUUAAAAAAAAAAAAAAAAAAGCUCAGCAGGCAUCUUUGCUUGCCUUGGAAGCUAUGAGCUCACUUUUCCUGUGGCUCUAGGAACCUUAAUAGUCAAGACGACAGGAGGAAGACUUGCUGAUUGGUUGAUACUUGACAGGUCACUUAGGUGCUGGCUUGGGGAAGUACUUCCUACUCCUGUCCUGAGGAAUAUCUAGAACUCCUUGGAUAUUUCCAUAGAGAAAUCCACGAGGUUCCCUUACAGAUGGAAAGGGAAAGGACUUGACUACAGCACCAGGUUGUUCUGUUCCUUUUGACUGUUCCUAUCUCUCAGACUGAGUGUAGUGGACCAGUUACAGAGGAGUAUACUUGGAUAAGGUUCCUGUAGGGCUGUGGAAAAGUCUGGUGAACCUGUAAUGUUCUAGUUAUUUUUCCUCUCUGUGGGAAUGGAGGGGUUUUUGUUGUUGUUGUUGUUGCUGAGGUGGUCAGCAACUCCUUAUGUAUCACAUUUAUUUAUUGGGUGAACAUAUGUCACAGCAUACUUGUGGAGGUCAGAGGACAACUUACAGAAGUCUUUUCUUCUAUUAUAUUGACUCCUGGGACCAAACUCAGGUUGUCAAGACUUGGCAGCAAGUAUUUUAACCUGCUAGGCCAGCCCACACCAUUGCUUAUCUUCAGCUGGAAGUUGAGCUUUGCUUAGCAGGAGAUUAACUUGUGCUAGAGCAAAACAUCAACCCUGGGAUUGAGCCUCCUAUUCCUGGAUGACCCCAAGGUCUGGAGGGAUGAAGUGGAGCCAGCAGUAGAAGUCUGGGAAGUCCCAAGUUCCAGACCUACUGAGACAGGUCUGUCUGGAUAUGGACUGGGGACUGGUAGCUGGUCCACCUAUCAGGAGACACUAUGCUCUCUGCCCAUUGAGGCAGAGCAGGGGUCUCCAUGGGGCUGGAGACUCAAUCCAAGACCCAGAGCAGCCCUGGAUCUGCUGCAACAGGCAGCUGCUGUGCUGCAGGGUCAAGUUAAUUGAAGUGACUGGAGGAGAGGGUGGGGAGUGGUUAGGGGCAGGGCUGACUUACUGGACUUCCCUCCCCUCCUGUGUUGUUCCCUCCCUUUGUAGCUGGAGGAGUCAACUUCAAAUGCCUCUCCACCUGCCCCCCAGCUCUCACCAGGGAGGCCCUAUCAGCCGAUAGAGGACCUGGUGUGGCUGCCAAUUGACUACUUCAUUGGCAACCCAAAGACCCAGAGGACCCAGGAUCAUGUGUGUGGCCUGCUAGAGGGAAUAAGGGAAGGCCAGACCUUGAGAGGCCUAUGGUGCCCCUCAAGCCCACUCUCUACGUAUUACCACUGCUGCUGGCAUUUCUUGAAUCUGCUCUGGGCUGGGCUGGGUCCCAGUCCUGCAGUGUCCAGGAGGUACUCCGCCAUUACCAAGCUGUCAUCUUCCAGGACUUACAGGCUGCCAUGCAGUGGGCUGGGAUGGGAGCCCAGCAUACAGAGCCUGAGUCCAGACACCACCACUUCGUUCAGAAAAACCUGACUGGAGCUGGUGGAGGUCAGGGACAACCAGGGGCCUCCUGUGAUGCCCAGAAGGAGCAUAGCAUCCUACUGUCUAUCGAGUCCCUGGGUCAGACCCUUCUUGGGAGCAUGGCCGGGGUUCCCCACAAUGCAUUAGAGAAAGCAGCAUGGACAGUGGCGGUGCGCACCAAGGCAGUGAUGCGCAGACACUGCCGAACAUCCAACAGGCAGAUCCUGCAGCCCAAGAAGCGUCCAGUGCAGCAGCGGAAGCGGCUCCUGCUACGUGCCUUAUAUGCUGUCGCCACCUGCUGGGAGAAGCUCUUUGCACUGAGUGCCAUGGCCACCAGAGACUUCUAGCCCUGCCCUGUUCUUACUCCUACCUCUCAGAAGACUGGAAGCAAACCAGUUUAUGCUUUGACAGUCCCCCUCUCUCAGCUCAGGCUACCUGCACUCAAAGGCCCAGGAUGUGGAGAAGAGAGCACCUUCCUUCAUGGCCCCAAUAAAUGGAACUAGUGAUAUGGCCUGAUUCUUCUACCUUU